CUUACUUAUUACAGAGUUGUUGUCUAAAAACUUUCAGUUGAGACUAGAUUUCAAACUCAACAAUACACUCGACUUAAAAUUAUUUUAUUACUUAAACAUUAUGGUGAUAUUCCUCAGUGCAGUGGCAAUCUUUUGUACAUUAUUUCAACUAGGGUACUCGCAGGAGAGUCAUAUUUAUCCAGCAACUAGUAGCAAUGGCCAACAUGGAAUAUAUCCCUAUUGGCCGUUUCAAGCACAAACAGCGGACAGAAAUUAUAACCCCAACCACAGAAGAGUUAGAAAACCCUGUUCCAGACGCAUGAAUUCGAACGAUCCUACUUCAGAAGAUACAGAGUCUCAAUGGAUUCCAACCUAUACUUCUAGAAUUGUAAAGCCUUUGGAAGAAAAUAAUUUGAUAUUUAAUUCUAGAUCUCUGAAAGAUAAAGAUUUUAACUCAAAACCGAUGGUUGUAUCUAAUAAAGUCGUUGAACUAAACGCUGUUACGGAACCACCUUUGUCCAAAAAUGUAAAUGAACCAGUGAAAAAUAAUAAUCCUUGUGAAAAAACUACAACGACUGCAAAAGAUGCUGAUUCUAGAUCCGACUUGGAUUAUAAACAAGUAGAGCCAAAUUAUUAUGCAGAAGCAGAAGACAAAACUGGACGAAACCAAUAUGAAUAUGACUCUGCAAUCGAUGUAAGUACUGAAAUUAAUCUCGACGAUUGUAAUAAUAAAAUAGUUCCAGAUGGGAACUCCAGACGUUUUCUCACUCAACCUGACCAAGUGUUAUCCAGACCUAAUCUUCCUGUUUUAAAUUCGAAUAGAACAGAAUCUGUACAGGAACCAAAACUGAAUCAAAAAAAUGUGCCACCAUACUCACAAGACAUUGAAGAACCAGUUGAAAGUAGGGUUGGCUUUACGAACCCACGGCCUAUUAGUAUCGAAGGUAACGUAAUAGAUCCUACAAAGGGAAGAGGGAUAUCCCCGAUGACUAAUGAUAAAGUAAUGCUUAUGCAAAACACAAAAAUAUGUUACGCUUGUAGUUCAGUGAGUGACCCUACUUGUUGGCAUCCCGAUAGAAGGACUACAGUAAAAUAUUGCCGAAUUGGACACGACUCGUGUGUUACUAAAACAAUACGGAAUACAAAUGGAUUGAUAGUGAUUCGGGACUGCGCUCGUUCCUGCGAUGACAAUGACGUCACUGGGCUUAUAUCGCGGUAUAAAUCCUGUUCCAUUUGUCAUUACGAUCUCUGCAAUAGCGCUUACUCCAUCAAAAUUCACAAUGUAAUGCUGCUUUCCUCAUUACUCGCUUUUAUUAAAUAUUUAUUGUAGAUUUUAUCAGUUUCAUGUCAAUGAAAUAAUA
Manduca sexta (tobacco hornworm) is the source of this 1340-nucleotide messenger RNA. RefSeq lists its product as uncharacterized. Lineage: Eukaryota; Metazoa; Arthropoda; Insecta; Lepidoptera; Sphingidae. The transcript is spliced from 3 exons. The record is from RefSeq and is a predicted model, not a curated record. The coding region runs from base 101 to 1309 and encodes 402 amino acids.